Vicia villosa (hairy vetch) is the source of this 1234-nucleotide messenger RNA. RefSeq names its product eukaryotic translation initiation factor 6-like. Gene Ontology annotation, cellular component: cytosol; preribosome, large subunit precursor; nucleolus. The transcript is spliced from 8 exons. NCBI's taxonomy places the organism in Eukaryota, Viridiplantae, Streptophyta, Magnoliopsida, Fabales, Fabaceae. The record is from RefSeq and is a predicted model, not a curated record. The coding region runs from base 314 to 1030 and encodes 238 amino acids. Gene Ontology annotation, molecular function: ribosomal large subunit binding. Gene Ontology annotation, biological process: cytosolic ribosome assembly; ribosomal subunit export from nucleus; assembly of large subunit precursor of preribosome.
GUUCCUAGGGUCUUAUUUUGUAUAGGUUAGGAUAUUUUAUUUGGGUAAUCAUUUUAAACUUACCGAAAUAAAAAUUGGGUAUCGAUUCCGUUAGCCUACACUUUCGUAGGGUUUUUGAUCGUUGCAUCCCUCCUUCAUCCACCGCUUCCUCUUGGCUCCUGCUUCCUGGUAACCGAUACGUCCAUUCCCUCUCUUCUUUCUUCCAUAAUAACCCUUAUGCAUGCUUAUCAAUGCUUUUAGCUCUCUUUUGCAUUUUCACUUUACUAGAUAUUAAACUUGGUUAAUCAGAUCAAAGAUUUCUGUUCUUUCUGAUAUGGCACAUAGAGUUCGCUUCGAGAAUUCUUGCGAAGUUGGUGCCUUCUCAAAACUUACCAAUGCAUAUUGUUUGGUUGCCAUUGGAGGCUCGGAAAGUUUCUACAGUACAUUUGAGGCUGAGUUAUCGGAUGUUAUCCCUGUGAUCAAAACUUCCAUUGGUGGAACUCGUAUUGUUGGCCGUCUUUGUAUUGGAAACAAGAAUGGACUUCUAUUGCCUCAUACCACCACAGACCAAGAACUUCAACAUUUGAAAAACAGUCUACCUGAUCAUGUUCGUGUUCAGCGUAUAGAAGAAAAAUUAUCUGCCCUGGGAAAUUGUAUAGCAUGUAAUGACCAUGUGGCCCUCACGCACACUGAUCUCGACAGGGAAACUGAGGAGGUCCUUGCAGAUGUUCUUGGAGUAGAAGUUUUUAGGCAGACAGUUGCCGGCAAUGUUCUUGUGGGAAGUUACUGUGCUUUCUCCAACAAAGGUGGUUUGGUCCACCCGCAUACUUCGAUUGAAGACUUGGAUGAACUUUCUACGCUUCUUCAAGUUCCGUUGGUUGCUGGAACUGUUAAUCGCGGUAGUGAAGUAAUAGGUGCUGGCAUGACAGUAAAUGAUUGGACAGCAUUUUGUGGUUUAGACACCACGGCGACAGAACUCUCAGUGAUUGAGAGUGUUUUCAAACUGAGGGGGGGAGGCAAUCCUCCUAGUUGCGAUGAGGAUGAUAAUUGAGUUUAGAUAAAAGUAUUCAAUUUUUCAUGCCAAGUUUUAUUGCUUGUUGUAAAGUUCUUUUUUAAUUUUGAUGAUAGUUUCUUUUUCCUGAUUUACCGUUGUUGUCUUUCCAAAUAUAAGCACGAGGAAUAGAUGUAACAAGAUUUUUUGGCCAAUAUUUUUUACAUUAAAUUUGUGAAUACAUUCUCUUUUUUAUCCCUGUUC